This is a messenger RNA of Gigantopelta aegis, 1313 nucleotides long. Its product is annotated as phospholipid scramblase 1-like. The transcript has 6 exons. Gene Ontology annotation, biological process: plasma membrane phospholipid scrambling. Gene Ontology annotation, molecular function: phospholipid scramblase activity. The record is from RefSeq and is a predicted model, not a curated record. Gene Ontology annotation, cellular component: plasma membrane. NCBI's taxonomy places the organism in Eukaryota, Metazoa, Mollusca, Gastropoda, Neomphalida, Peltospiridae. Bases 112 to 840 code for a protein of 242 amino acids.
GUCAUCCCUUGUUGAUAUGUUUACUUCCGUUUUUUUAAUAUUUGUUCAAAAUUUAAUGUUUAAAUGCAACAGGUGAUCAAUACUGAGAUGUGACAUUAAAACAAAUUAACGAUGGACGAACACAGAGAGAAUGUCAUCAGUAAGCAGCCAGUAAGUGUUCAGCUUGGUGCCGAUAAUUUACCAGAAGGUCUGACAGAGUUAGCCAACCUGAACACUUUGCAUGUGCAGCAGCGCCUUGAUGUUGUUGAAGUAAUUCUGGGAUGGGAGCGGAACAACCGAUACCGAAUCACUAAGAGUGAAGAUGAGCAGGUCUUAUAUGCAUUUGAAGCAUCUGACUGUGGAGCGAGACAGUGCCUAGGGUCGUUGCGUGCCUUCACUAUUAAAGUUUGUGACAACAGUCAGCAGGAGAUCAUGACGCUACAUCGGCCACUACGUUGCUCCAGUCGCUGUUUCUGGUGGUGCUGCAAUCUUCAAAUAAUGGAGAUACAUUCACCUCCCGGCACACCGGUGGCCUCUGUGAGGGAGAUCUGGAGUUGUUAUCUUCCAUUGUAUGAGGUGCUAGGUGUUGAUGGGUCUGUGAUGUAUUCUCUGCAUGGUGGCUGUUGUCACUGCAGGUGCUGUUGCAAUGUUGUCUUUCAUGUACUCGGUAGUAAAGUUGGUGACAGUGAAGUUGCAACAAUAACAAAACAUUGGGGAGGCUGCAAGGAGCUGAUUGGGGCUGUGAAUAACUACACAGUAGAGUACACAGAACAGCUGGAUGUAGUGAACAAGAUGAUUAUUUUAGGAGCAACGUUUCUCAUCGAUUUCAACUACUUUGAAAAACAUGGACGAUGUUGCUGAUAGAAAAUGUAAUAAGUAAUUUUAUUUUAUUUAUUAACAAAUUAUUAUUUUAAUUUUUUUUUAACAAAGAAUUGUCUCAGGACAUCAGUAUAAAUCACACGGGAUCUGGGCAUUUAUACGACUAAUAUUGAAAACACCAACACAAUUCAACAGCAUUCAGUCUUCUGCAACAGCAAUAUUCCUUGAGAAGAUUUUAGAAAUAUCUUGUGAUUUUCAAUCUCAGAAUAAAAUAUGAAUUGCAGUCACAGACUCCAUACCCAAUGUUUUUUAUUUUAUUUUAUGAUCACCAAUUCAUCAUGGACUACAUCAAGUGCAAAUUUUUUUUUUUAAUGUAUUUUUACUGUGCAUGUGCUUUUCAACAUUUUUGUAUUGUAUAUCAAAUAUAUUUCAUGUCCAUUUUAUUUAAAUGUAAAUCAUUUUUUGUAAUGAAUUCUUUGAUUGUUUUACAUUUUUAAAAAAUUAAAAUUUAUUUC